UGUAGUUCCGUUAUUUCAUGCGGAGGAAGUUAGUGAAUGAACGCGCCUGAUCGUCUCGCUGAUAACAAGGCCUUGGUGGCCGAAGCUUUAUCCAGCUGCUUAAGAACUGCAUUGAAGAUCCCGGAACUUGUUGUCAAGGAUCAAGGCACUCAGCUGACCGAGCUUUCCUCGGAGCUCGUCUCCAAGGCCCCCAUCAUCACCGCCACCUGCGCCCUCGCCAAGCGGCAAGCAGCAAAAGCCUUAGCAGCAGCAACCACCACAACACCAACAACGGCAACGCCAGCCUCAACCGCACCUCCGCACCUCCGCCACCACCAUCACCAGCAGCCCUACCCCGAAGCUUUCCCCAGUCCUAAUACCCCGGCGACUGCGAGACCCGUGGGUCAGGGCCCCCAGCUGCUGGCGGCCGCAUCAGCCCGCCUCGAGGCCG
Astrephomene gubernaculifera is the source of this 430-nucleotide messenger RNA. Lineage: Eukaryota; Viridiplantae; Chlorophyta; Chlorophyceae; Chlamydomonadales; Astrephomenaceae. The record is from the annotation of a GenBank genome assembly.